Molecule: messenger RNA, 1266 nt
Organism: Syzygium oleosum
Lineage: Eukaryota; Viridiplantae; Streptophyta; Magnoliopsida; Myrtales; Myrtaceae
Product: WRKY transcription factor 23
Exons: 3
Coding region: 140-1102 (320 amino acids)
Biological process (GO): regulation of DNA-templated transcription
Molecular function (GO): DNA-binding transcription factor activity; sequence-specific DNA binding
Source: RefSeq, a predicted model, not a curated record
CUUCUCUCUCUCUCUCUCUCCUUCCACUAGGUGCAGAACUCAAAGAAUUAACUCUCUCUCUCUCUUCUCUCUCAACUUCGAAUAUCGGUGUAAAUCCUUGGUCAGAAGUUGCACCAUAAUCCCAGUCUCUAGGACUUUGAUGAAAGAGCGAGUGAUGAUGGAGAACAUCGACAAGUCCACAUCGUUACUGUUCUCCGAAUACUACGGACACGGAGGCCUGUCGGAUUUCGUCACCUCCGAGGCCGAGAAGAGCACGAUGCCGGGCUCGCUGGGCUUCAUGGAGCUCCUGGGGCUCCACCAAGACUCCAGCCCUUCGCUGUUCGACGUGCUGCUCCAGCCUCCGAUCAGUAAUGCGAUGGACUCGUCGUCGGAGGUCGUGAACCCGCCGGCGACGCCCAACUCCUCUUCCAUAUCCUCCGCGUCCAACGACGGGCUGGGCAACAACGACGAUGAGCAGCAGGUCAAGGCGAUGGUUGAAGACGAAGGAGUAGAGAAACAAGAGCAAGAAGAGCAUCGGAAGACUAAAAAGCAGUUGAAAGCGAAGAAGACGAACGAGAAGAGACAGAGGCAACCCAGAGUCGCGUUCAUUACAAAAAGCGAGGUUGAUCAUCUGGAAGAUGGUUACCGAUGGCGAAAGUACGGCCAAAAAGCUGUCAAGAACAGCCCCUUUCCUAGGAGUUACUAUCGUUGCACUAGUGCCUCAUGCAAUGUGAAGAAGCGAGUCGAGCGGUCGGUGAGCGACCCGAGCAUCGUGGUGACCACCUACGAGGGCCAGCACAACCACCUGAGCCCGGUCAUGCCCCGGUCGAUCCUCGCUGGAGUGCCCCCUCCUCCCGCCGGUGCCGCUGCUGCCUUCUCCGUGCCCGCGAUGCCAGGAGCGAAUUUAACCCAACAUCAUGCUCAUCACUAUCAACAACACUACUAUGCCAACAACUGGUCAACGAGCAACAACAAUGCGGUGGUUCCAAGUUCAGGGUCAACAAAUGCGGCUGUGUUCUUGAAUAAGAGGCGUUUUUGCAGUCCGGGCCCCUCGAAUUUUCUUGCAGACCACGGGCUCCUUCAAGACAUGGUUCCUUCUCAUGUCCUCAAGGAGGAAGAGUAGUAGUAGAUAUGACAUAUUGACAAUACUAUUCUUUUCUUUUCUUCACUGAUGAAUGACAGAAGAUGAGAGAGGGAAGCGCGGGUGAUGGACUUUCCAUUGAUCACUUACUGCGUUCAUGACAUGUAUUGUAAUGUUGCUCAUGCAGAGAGUAAUUUAGGCACUAA